Nomia melanderi (Alkali bee) is the source of this 1026-nucleotide messenger RNA. The record is from RefSeq and is a predicted model, not a curated record. Lineage: Eukaryota; Metazoa; Arthropoda; Insecta; Hymenoptera; Halictidae.
AUAUUCUACCAUGUAAUGAAGGAAACCUACCCUUCUACACCACCAGUAUGGUUUGCAGAUUCAGAGGAGACUAGUGUUACAAAUGCGGUACAAAUUUUAAGUAAUACCACCGGCCGUGACAACCAUGUCAUUAAUCAAGUUGGGAUUCUCUUGAAAGAAUUAUGUAGACUUCACUCAUUACCAGAACCACCUGACGUCGAACGAUUAAGAACAGCUUUGGAUCCAUUGCGUUUAGGGGGAACAAAUGAAACCGCCGCGCAAAGGAUGGAAGCUGAUGAUGUUGAAGACAUUGAUGAAGAUGAGGAAAGUGAGACUGAGGAAUAUCUUCAUUUAGAUAUGGAUGAGGGAGAUGCAAAUGCUAAGAGUAAGGGUGAAGAGAUGGAUUUAGAACAUUUGGCAACACUAGAAAGGUUGAGACAAAAUCAAAGACAAGACUACUUAAAGGGUUCUCCUUGUGGAAGCGUGCAAGCCACAGAUAGACUCAUGAAAGAAUUACGUGACAUUUACCGAAGUGACAGUUUCAAAAAAGGAAUGUACAGCAUAGAAUUAGUAAACGACAGUUUAUAUGAAUGGAAUAUCAGGCUGAUGUGUGUUGAUCCUGACUCACCUUUACACAGUGAUCUCAUACUUUUGAAGGAAAAAGAAGGCAAAGAUAGUAUUCUCCUCAAUAUGCUUUUUAAGGAAACUUAUCCAUUUGAGCCUCCGUUUGUUAGAGUUGUGCAUCCCAUGAUCUCUGGUGGAUAUGUUCUCAUUGGAGGCGCUAUUUGUAUGGAACUUUUGACAAAACAAGGUUGGAGUUCAGCCUAUACAGUGGAAGCAGUCAUCAUGCAGAUUUCAGCAACACUAGUGAAGGGAAAAGCACGCAUACAGUUUCAAGGAUCUGGUGGUGCUGGCAAAGUAUGUGGCGGACAAGGCCAAUACAGUCUAGCACGUGCACAACAGUCAUUUAAGUCUCUUGUACAAAUACAUGAAAAGAAUGGUUGGUUUACUCCUCCAAAAGAGGAUGGCUAAUGAACAGGAAUCCCG